Aureococcus anophagefferens is the source of this 660-nucleotide messenger RNA. RefSeq lists its product as hypothetical. The transcript has a single exon. Gene Ontology annotation, cellular component: proteasome core complex. Lineage: Eukaryota; Pelagophyceae; Pelagomonadales; Pelagomonadaceae. The coding region runs from base 1 to 660 and encodes 219 amino acids. The record is from RefSeq and is a predicted model, not a curated record.
AUGACUACGCUUUGCGGUGUAUGUUAUGGAAAAUUUCGCCCGUACACAAACAAUGGCGGAUCCCUCGCAGCAGCAUCAGGACAUGACUUCACACUUCUAGCUGCGGAUUCGCAAUUAGUGCACGGCAUGACGAUUGCUUCCACUGUAUUCGAACGCACAUCAGCCUUGGGCAAUUUGGCAGCCUUGGGCACUUCGGGAUGUGUGGCUGAUUGUGAUUCAUUAUCCCACGAUCUGCGAAUGGAGGCGGAGCGCUACUUCUGGGGCGCAGAAAUGUCAAUGGAAGCAUCGGUGGCAGCGCAGGUAUGCUCUCAAAUGAUGUAUGCGCGACGAGCCUUCCCCUAUUACGCAUCGCUCUUAUUAUGUGGGCUUGACAGAUUUGGGACUGGUCGGGUCUGCGUUUUCGAUUCCUUCGGGUCGAUCACGGAGGGGCAGAUGGUCGCAGUUGGAUCGGCGCAGGGGGUGCUCCAAGCCGUCCUUGAUAGAUUUGCGCCUCGAUAUUUUCCAAGAUUUCGAUGCAUUGAUGACGCAAAGGAGGUCCUGCUCAGUGCAUUCAAAGUCGCGGCAAGGAGGGAUGUGAGCGUUGGCCACUUUGUUGAUCUCACACUUGUCAGCAGAACGGAGAUACUGUGUGAUACUGUGCUGAUUAGAGCAUGCGAUUAG